This is a messenger RNA of Labeo rohita (rohu), 5100 nucleotides long. RefSeq names its product adhesion G protein-coupled receptor E1. NCBI's taxonomy places the organism in Eukaryota, Metazoa, Chordata, Actinopteri, Cypriniformes, Cyprinidae. The transcript is spliced from 18 exons. The record is from RefSeq and is a predicted model, not a curated record. Gene Ontology annotation, cellular component: membrane. Bases 786 to 3110 code for a protein of 774 amino acids. Gene Ontology annotation, molecular function: G protein-coupled receptor activity; calcium ion binding. Gene Ontology annotation, biological process: adenylate cyclase-activating G protein-coupled receptor signaling pathway; cell surface receptor signaling pathway.
UGUCGGACCAGCAGGAGAAAAAAAUGUCUACUAGUGUAGUAAGAUAAAAAUCCACCGAUAACAAGUCUAGUUGCGUUUCAAGUUAAUUCAUUUUGUUUUAAGCACGUUUAAAAAACAAACUUAACAGAAAAUGAGCAUAACGCUUUUGAAAAAAGGUCGUUAUUUUUAAGUGUGAAAAUGGAGGGAAACGUUCCAAAGAAAUAGCGCGCGGUGACUGCUGGCACGGAGCGACAGCAGCUGCUCUCUCUUAUUUCAAUAUCAAUUCUCUCUCUCUCUCUCUCUCUCUCUCUCUCUCUCUCUCUCUCUCUCUCUCUCUCUCUCUCUUUAGGGGGAGUGUCGGGCCACGAAUAGCUAGUGACUUGUAGCCCGGUAGCAGCGCACACAUCUGAAGAUUGAAGACGAAAUAACCGACGUGGGCAGUGGAAAAAAAGAAGACAAAAUAGUGGAAAUUCUCCGACCGCGUGGAUUAAGACAAACAGAGCAGAACCAAGAGUGAAAGACGAGAAGGUCCCAGGGAGGAAUCAUCUGGGAAACUGUCUGGAAACUUAGAAAAAGAGACAGAGAACUAUUUCAAAAAAGAGCUUCUUAUCAGACAGAGAAUACCUGAGGAACAGACCAUAUUCACUUAAGAUUUCAAACCGUUGAAGAGUCUUCAAGGAUAUAAGUGAAAGUCAGUGACGGGACUUUCUGAGCGGAGGGCUUACUGGAAUACAGAUUUCCUUUGGGAAUUUCAUAUCAUAAACCUACGCAUAAACACACUGACAGCAGUUACGGUGUUGCCUAACAUGGAGUUGAAGUGGGCACUUCUUCUUUUGGGUCUGUUCCUGGAGUCUAGUGAAUUACGUGGAUGUGGCAUUGGAUUUGCCAUAAAGAACAAUAAGUGUGUUGAUACAAAUGAGUGUUUGAUGGUUCCGGGUGUGUGUGGCGAUCACUCUCAGUGUUUCAACACAAAUGGAAGUUACUACUGCACCUGUAAUGCAGGAUUUCGGUCAACAACACCCAAUUUCACAGCAACAACGGGAGAGUGCAGGGACAUCAAUGAGUGUUUUGAGAAAACACAUGAAUGCCCUGGUAGUAAGGUGUGUAAUAACACCAUUGGCUCUUAUGAGUGCAUCUGUCCACUUGGAUAUCAUGAAACAAGAACAGACUCAGGAUGUGAAGAUGUGGAUGAGUGUUUGUCCUCAGUGUGUGGAGUUCACAGCAGCUGCAUUAACACACAUGGCAGUUUCCACUGCAACUGUUCUUCAGGGUUUCACAAACAUGAGAACGGCACCUGUGCAGACGACAAUGAGUGUUCCAAAGAUCCAGGUGUUUGUGGUACAAAUGCCGUCUGCGAAAAUCAUCCAGGCAGCUACCGCUGCAAAUGCCUCAAGGGUUACAGUAAUUAUGGCAACAACCAGUCAAAAUGCAUUGAGAUGAGCUGCGAUCACUUCAAAAUAGAGUCUGACAUGGAGGACGUGCCAUUAAAGUUGAAGCAUUUACUGGAGCUGUUGAGGAACAGCUGUGAGUCUCUGCGUGAUCCAAAUGGAGGCCGUAAGAAGGGAGAGGAGUUACUGGAGAAUGUUUUCACUUCCACUGACGAGCUGCUGUCUGAAGAAAAUAUCACUGACGGCGAGAUGUUGAGUCACUUUCUGGACACGGUGGAGAACAGUAUGCGUCUGAUCGGACCUCAGCUGAAAGAGCCUGUGACCAGGAUGGAGACACACAACACCUUCGCUGAGGUUGCAGUCAUGCGAAACCGAACUCCGCCCAGUGGGCAGGUUAUUCUGAGCACAGACGCUGCCCACUUCAACACCAGCUGGGAAACAGUUGUAGGGAAAUCAUAUCCAGGUUUUGCGUUUGCGGCUCUGGUCAGUUAUAAAGAUCUGAACUCACCCAGUGAUCUGUUCCACAAGAUGAGUAGAACAUCCCAGGAGCAGAACAGCAGAGAGAAAUCAGACGAUAAAGAGUCAAACGCCAUUUAUCAGCUCAACUCUAAAGUGGUGACGGUCGUCGUCAGUAAUACAGACACCAAAAACCUCCCAGAGCCAGUGAUGCUCGUCUUUACACACGUGGAGGAGAGGGCGGAAUCUGAGGGCGUGGCUUACUCCUGUGUGUACUGGGAUGAGACUGAGGGGGCGUGGUCUGGGCGGGGCUGUGAGAGGGCGUGGUCUAACAGCACUCAUACAGCAUGUUCCUGCUCCCACCUCAGCAGCUUCGCUGUGUUAAUGGCUCUCUAUCCUGUCCAGGACACGUUUGAGUUGGUGUUGAUCACACGUGUGGGUUUAGCUCUGUCUCUGGUCUGUUUGUUUCUCUGUAUCCUGACGUUCCGGUUCUGCCGCUCCAUCCAAGGAACCCGAACCAGCAUCCAUCUCCAUCUGAGCAUCUGUCUUUUCAUCGCAGACCUCAUCUUCCUCUGUGGGAUCUCCAGUACUCAGAAUAAGGUUGGGUGUGCGAUUGUGGCCGGUCUGCUUCAUUUCUUCUUCUUGUCUGCGUUCUGCUGGAUGCUGCUGGAGGGGGUUCAGCUCUACCGGAUGGUUGUGCUGGUGUUUCACACCACAUUAAAACAUCUCUACUUGUAUUUGGUGGGAUACGGAGUCCCGCUCGUCAUCGUCAUCAUCUCUGCCAUCGCGUAUCCAAAGGGAUACGGCACCGACAGACACUGUUGGCUCUCUCUUGACGGUUAUUUCAUAUGGAGCUUCCUUGCGCCCGUCUGCAUCAUCGUUGUCCUCAACAGCUUUGUCUUUAUUAUCACUGUGUGGAAACUGGCCGAAAAGUUCUCCAGCCUCAAUCCAGACCUCUCCAAACUCCGCAACAUCAGGAGGUUCACGGUGACUGCUGUGGCUCAGUUGUGUAUUCUUGGAGGGAUGUGGGUUUUCGGCAGCUUCCUCUUCCAGGAGAAAGUAACUCAGGUUGCACUGUACCUCUUCUCCAUCUUAAACAGCCUCCAGGGGGCGCUCAUCUUCAUCAUGCACUGCCUGCUGUCCAAAGCGGUCAGAGACGAGUAUUGCAAGCUGAUUACCAGGAUCUGCUCACCUAAAGAGAUGUAUUCAGAAUUCAGCACCAAUCAGUCCAGCAACAGUCAGCAGCCUCUACGAAGUGAUCAGACCACGGGAGAGUCCAAGAUAUAGAGCAGCUGUCAGUCCUGAAGGAUCCUUGUAGAUGUCUGACCUUUAAAGACACAAGGAAGCGUGACUUCUCACAGAGCUUUAAUUCUGCCGCACAUGGGACUCCUUUCCAUUGAGAAGAUCUUAAACUGCUUUCUUUCAGUCUGUUAAGCAAGAAUAUUUCAGGUGUGGGGCUCAUCUCAUGACCUGUGCAUCACUGGAGGCGGAUUCGAAACAUAUCAGCCGAAACAGCAAAAGUAAUAAAAUAUGUAGGGCAGUUUUCUUCUUCUAAUGGACUCUGGAGACAUUUUAGCUGUUUUCGUUGUGCCUUUAGUGAAGAACGUCUUACAUGCAAAAGGCAGCUUUUAUUUACGUAUAGUAUAUAAGAAAAUGUAGUAGAGAUGAUAUUUGAAGAACUAGUCUCCAACCUGCCUUAUAAAAAAGGUCUUCUCUGAAACACUUCUGUUCUCUGAAAACUUAAUCGAUUAUCAAUUAUAGACCGUCGCGUUUAUAUGAUCUGCACUUACAUGCCACUUUACGUCUUUAAGCUUUUGGGAAAUUUGAUCUCUGUUUAUGUGGGAAAUAGGCGAGAGGUACUUUAGAUUCAUAAAGCUAUUUAAACAGAGACAGUUUUUUGUGACAAUGUCACAAUGUCUCUUAUCCUCCUUUAUAAAAGUAAAACUAGUCCUGAAACUAUAAUAUCAUGGAGAGAUAAACAUAUUGAGAUUCUUAUGUGUCCAAGGAUCUUUCUCAGAUUUAAAUUUAAGUUCCUUCUAAAGGCCGAUCCAGUGCUGCCACCUUGUGGAACAACUGAUUAGUGCAAAACUAAUUCAAUACACAUGUGCAACUUGUACUUACAAAGUAUGUGCGGCUACAAAAAUCAGGUGGUGUGCAUACUAUUCUGGUGAUGAAAUUUGCAUCAUGCACUGUACGUGGACCAUUGUGUAUGCAUAAAAACCAAGUAGGCUUUUAAUGUGUGCAAAAUCUAUAUGCAGUCUACACGCUUGGCUUGCACAUGCACCUUGAAUGUUUUUUGCAGUAAUUACUUGUUCCACAAGGUGACAACACUCGAUGUGGUUGUUUCACAUUAAGAACAAAAGAGUUACAAUCCACUGUAUAAGUCUUUCUGUGAUCAGGUUAGGAGAUUCCCACAACUCUAGUUUUAAAGAUUACAAAGACAUUUUUUACCAGUCAUCUUGAGAAAAAAAGCGUUGACAGCAGAAAGAUGAUGCUUUCACAUGCGUUAUCUUUCGCAUCAAAACUAAGCCCUGAUAGCACACGUACAACACAGAGACAUCUGUUUGACAUCUGCAAGUUGCAUUUUUUAUUAUGUGUUCACACCAAACAUGGAUUUAAUUAUUUGAGUAGUUUACAUACAAAGUCAAUGCAAGGAUAUGAAUAGAUUCAUGCCAGGCGACUCAAAUGACACGAAAUGCGCAAUGUGUUUGCCCGGAACAUGCAAUAUUCGCCUUAAUCCUGUCUUCCGUGCAAGUUCAAGUAUUUCAGUUCGCGCAAGCCAGUUAAUGAAGAGCUUAUUGACACGUCCGGUUGUAUCAGAAAAUGUUGUAGAGGUGUCUAUUAGAUGUCUUUAAGAUGUUUAUGAUUUAGAAUGUAUGUAAAGCUGACAUCUUACAGACAUCAGAUGUUUGUACACCGCAGAUGCUUUCCAGAUGAAGCGAUCUUUAACAGGCAUCUUGCAGACGUACGUGUGCUAUCUGGAAAGCAUACUUUGGACUUUACUGUUUCCAUUUUAAGCACAAAGUGAAUUUGUAAGACGAUGAAGCUAAUGUGAAAGUUUAAACUCCUUGCUUCUGCAACUCAAAGGUUUUACUUGCUCUCUUUUUUAUGUGUAGUAAUAUUUGAUAAGAAACAAAUAUUUUAUUUUACAUAAAGUUUUGUAUCUUUUGGAGAAAUGUUUUUUGGUGUUAUUUUUGUACUUGAAAUUAGGGUCAUUUCCAGCCCUGAUGUGGUACUGCAAUGUUUUUCAGCAAGUAUUAAAUAACUGCUAAAAGAA